CAAAUAACAACACUGUUAAAACAAAAUAAUAAUUUAUUUGCCAACAACCUCUUUAAACUAGGAUAUACUAAGGUUGAAAACCAUUAUAUACCAAUUGAAGUAUCAAUUUCUAUUAGACAAAAAGCUUACUGUAUAGUUCUACCUGAACAAGACUUUAUUAAGAAAGAAAUCAAUAAAAUGCUAAAAAAUGAUUUAAUUCAACCAUAUGAAAGUCCUUGA
Messenger RNA from Funneliformis geosporum, 219 nucleotides. Lineage: Eukaryota; Fungi; Glomeromycota; Glomeromycetes; Glomerales; Glomeraceae. The record is from the annotation of a GenBank genome assembly.